Trichoderma citrinoviride is the source of this 972-nucleotide messenger RNA. Its product is annotated as NAD(P)-binding protein. The record is from RefSeq and is a predicted model, not a curated record. Bases 1 to 972 code for a protein of 323 amino acids. The transcript has a single exon. Lineage: Eukaryota; Fungi; Ascomycota; Sordariomycetes; Hypocreales; Hypocreaceae.
AUGGGAGCCCAGUGGUCGCAGUUCUUCCCCCCCAAGCCAACAUUCACAGAGGCCAACGUGGAUAAUCAAGAGGGCAAGGUCUUCAUCGUCACCGGCGGCGCCUCUGGCAUUGGCCUUGAGCUCGCCCGGAUUCUGUACCUCAAGAACGCAAAAGUCUACAUUGCGACGCGCUCUGAGGAAAAGGCUCGCCAGGCAAUCGCCGACAUCCAGGCUUCUGGUAGCUCCAACGGCAGCCUCGAAUUCCUGCAUCUGGACUUGGCCGACCUGGCCAGCAUCAAGGCCUCGGCGGAGGAGUUCAAGGCCAAGGAGUCCAAGCUCCACGUGCUCUGGAACAAUGCUGGCGUCUCGCAGCCCCCGGUUGGCAGCGUCUCGGCACAGGGUAUCGAGCUGCAGUUUGCGACAAACUGUCUUGGGCCCUUUGCCUUUACGCAGCUGCUUCUUCCCCUGCUCAAAUCGACAGCCGCAGAUGAGGCCACGCCCAAGGGCUCAGUUCGUGUGGUCUGGCUCUCCAGCCAAGUCAUGGAGCUCUCCGCUCCUACCGACGGCAUCGACCUGGAAGAGAUCCGCACGCCUCCCAAGGAUCGGAACCGCAAUUACACCAACUCAAAGACUGGAAACUACUUCCUCGCUACAGAACUUGCUCGGAGAGAGGGCCCUUCUUCCAUCGUGAGCGUGUCCCUGAAUCCCGGCGCUCUCAACACCAACCUCCUGCGCCACGCGCCUCAUCUCAAGUAUCUGGCCUACCCGCUCCUCCACAAGCCCCGAAUGGGAGCUCUGAGCGAGCUGUACGCUGGGCUCUCGACGGACAUCGGCCUGGAGAAUAAUGGAUGCUACGUCAUUCCUUGGGGUAGGAUCUCGCACAAUGUCAGAGCAGACCUGGUCAAGGCUUCAAAACCCACUGAGGAGGGAGGUUCGGGAAGGGCGCAGGAGUUUUGGGAGCUAUGUGCCGAAAAGACGAGGGACUACCUGUAA